GACCCCGUGACGUCACGGCGCGGUGACGUAGCAGUCGGCGGCGGCUGCGGCGGCAGCGCGCGGGGGGCUGCGAGGGGCGGUCGCUGCUUCUCGCGAGAGUUCGGGCUCUGCAGUUGUGCUCCAGCUUGUCUCUGGUUGAGGUGUGAGUUCCCCUGGCCCCUCCGUGGUUCCCAGCAUGUCCCUGAGCAGCGCUGCCCGUGCCCAGAACCUUCUGUGUGCUGGGAUCCGGUGGCUCCCGCUGAUCCAGCAGCACUCCAGAGGCUUCUCUUAUAAAGCCGUGGUCUUUGAGGAGAGCGGGGUGUUGCUCCCAGCCCCUCACAGGACAGCCACAGACUGGGAGGCCCGGAGCUGCAUUCCAGCCGGCACCAUCCAGCAAGCUGCACUGUCUGGAGGGGAGAGCAGCCUCUCUCUGCAGUAUUCCAGAGGAGAGCUGACAGCUGUGGAGUUCCUGCAGGAAUUGGGACAGCAGUGCUUUGAGAUUGCAAAUGUCCGUGUUCCAGUGCACUCCUUUCUCUGGGAUUUAAUCCGAAAGGAGAUGAGAAAACAGCUCCCCAUAAUGGCAGAAGCAGCUCAGUGUAUCAGGGCAGAAGGGCUUAAAACAGCUUUGCUGAGCCACAGCUUGUGCCUGGGGGAUGGAGAGAGGUUCCUGCCCCUGGACCAGCAGCACUUUGAUGUGAUGGUUGAAUCACAUCAGGAAGGGGUGCCCAGGCCAAAUCCUGGGAUCUACAAGCUGUGCUUGGAGCGCCUGGGUGUCCAGCCCCAGGAAUCCAUCCUGCUGGACAGCAGCAGCCAAAACCUGAAGGUGGCAGCCCAGCUUGGCAUGAAAACAGUGAAGGUUGAUGAUCCAGCAGCAGCACUCAAAGAGCUGGAAACCCAUCUGGGAUUUCCUUUGCAAGGGUUUGUUCCUUAUACUUGUUCAGUGAGACCAGGCAUGGAAAUCCCAAAGGAUCGUCUGCAAAAGUACCUUGAGGAUGUUCUUGGUGCCCACCCAACAGCCCCACUGCAGUUACGGCAGUUUGACCACGGAGAGUCCACCCGGAGCUAUUUGGUGAAGUUUGGAGGUCGUUUGCUGGUGCUGAAGAAGGAGGAGGAGCCUCCCGAUGGCCCCUCAGGCCCUUCUGUCCUAAGGGAAUACAGGGUCCUGAAGACUCUGGCUGAGGCUGGUGUUCCUGUGCCCCCUGUGCUUGCUCUCUGUGAGGACAGAAGCAUCCUUGGCACUCCUUUCUUCCUGCUGGAGCACUGUGCUGGCCACAUCCACCGCGCCGUGUCCCUGCCCGCGGUGCCGCCGCGCCGGCGCGGGGCCUGGUACGGGGCCAUGGCAAACGUCCUGGCCAGGAUCCACAGCCUGGACCUGGGAGCAGCCAAGCUGCAGGACCUCGGGGAGCACGGAAAUUAUAUCCAGCAGCAGGUUGAGACCUGGACAAAGCAGUAUCGAGCUGUGGAAACUCAGGUGAUCCCAGCGAUGGAGAGGCUCAUCCAGUGGCUGCCUCUGCAUUUUCCUGAAUCCCAGAAGACAACAGUGGUGCAUGGUGAUUUCAGGAUGGACCACCUGGUCUUUCAUCCAGACAGGCCAGAAGUCCUUGCUGUGCUGGGCUGGAAGUUUGCUACUCUAGGAGAUCCCCUGUGUGAUCUGGCGAAUAACUGUAUGAGCUUCUUCCUGCCAGCCCACUUUGGUGCUCGCAGAGGCUUGAGGAAGUGUGACUUGGGGCACCUGGGGAUUCCCACAGCAGAGGAGUAUUCCCAGAUGUACUGUGGCCACAGGGGAGUGGAGCACCCAGAGAACUGGAAUUUCUACCUGGCCUUUGCCUUUUUCCGCCUGGCUGUGAUGCUGCAGGGACGUCACCGUGGCUCCCUGGCAGGGAGGCCAGCUCCAGGUGACAGCAGCCCCAAGGACGCAGAGUUUGUGGCUGAUCUGGCUUGGGAUUUUGCUGUUAAAGAAGGAUUCCGUGUGUUUGAGAAGCUCCCCCCCACAAAGCUGUUCCUGCGACAUUCCAGCACCUGGGCCGGGCGAGGGCCUCUCCUGGGCAGGAGUUACAGCACCUGGGCACGGCCUGGGGCAGCCCCUGUGCCCACAGCCCCCCUGGUCACUCUCCCCAGCAGCCUGGUGGGGAUGGCCCCCGGGCUUUGCUGCAAGAUGGAAAAUAUGGGCAUCCAGUGGGGCUUUCCAGGUUCCCAUUCCAGAGGGACUGCACGUCCUCUGCCACAGCUGCAGAGCCAUGGCUGCCCGUCAGAGGGGCAGCACCAGGGGCACCGGAGCUCUCAUGGGUCUCAUCCUCUUCCCCCAGGCACAGAAUGCCAGGACCAAGGCAGUGGCACUGAUGGCUGCACAGGGCACCAAGGUCCCUGGAGCAAAACAUCUCCACAGUGCAGAUCCCAGCCCAGCACUUCCCUUGGACCUGAGCUCCAUGUCUGGCUGAGGGUCCCCAGGGGUUCACAGGACAGGACUCUCCAAACCAGAGCUGAGCCAGGAGCUGCAGCACUGGGAAACCUCGGAUGGGGACCCAAAGCAGCCACUCUGGCAUGGGAGAGGCUGUGCUGAGGGCAGCCUGUGAGCUCAAUUCCAGUGGUGUUUGGUGUUAUCUGUGCUCAGUGCUUUUAUUGCCUGCCUCAAUACAGGGCCAAGUCCAUCCUUGGAUCAUGAGGCUGCAGGAGUCAGAACUGCAGCAGGGAGAGUUGGUUGGGAGUGACCUGGCUGGGGGCGCACGACUUGGUUUUGGGAAUAAAGAGAAUGGACCAGCA
This is a messenger RNA of Haemorhous mexicanus (house finch), 2739 nucleotides long. RefSeq names its product acyl-CoA dehydrogenase family member 10 (gene ACAD10). The record is from RefSeq and is a predicted model, not a curated record. The transcript is spliced from 15 exons. NCBI's taxonomy places the organism in Eukaryota, Metazoa, Chordata, Aves, Passeriformes, Fringillidae. The coding region runs from base 176 to 2539 and encodes 787 amino acids.